Vanderwaltozyma polyspora DSM 70294 is the source of this 855-nucleotide messenger RNA. It is a transcript of the gene OCA1, whose product is annotated as putative tyrosine protein phosphatase OCA1. Gene Ontology annotation, biological process: protein dephosphorylation. The transcript has a single exon. NCBI's taxonomy places the organism in Eukaryota, Fungi, Ascomycota, Saccharomycetes, Saccharomycetales, Saccharomycetaceae. The coding region runs from base 1 to 855 and encodes 284 amino acids. Gene Ontology annotation, molecular function: phosphatase activity. The record is from RefSeq and is a predicted model, not a curated record.
AUGAGUUUUGGUGGAAAUCUAAAAGAGGGAGUUGUUAAUGAAGGUUUAGAUAGACAUGCUGAGAGUGAACUUUCUGAGGAGUUGAAUGGUAAAUUACAGUUAGUUGAAGGUUCAGGUUCAGGUUCAGGUUCAGAUUCAGGUGCGGGUGCUGGCAAUAUUGAUGCUAAUGAUAAUGAUAAUGACAAUAAAAGAAAUGAUGAUGAUGACGAUACUAAUGAUGUGGAUUAUGAAGAAGAUGACGACGAAGAAGAAGAAGAUGAUGACAAUUUAUAUAUAAAUGAAGAAACAGAAGUAGGUUAUAAAAAUGUGGUGGUAUCGCAUGCUCCAGAAGAGCGUAUUGUUCCACCGUUAAACUUUUGUCCCGUUGAGAGAUAUUUAUAUAGAUCAGGUCAACCUUCACCUGUAAAUUUCCCAUUUUUAUCUAAUUUAAAUCUAAAGACAAUUAUUUGGUUAGCUAACGAAGAACCUCAGGAUACAUUAUUGGAGUUCUGUGAAACAAAUGACAUUGAAUUGCAAUUCUCUGCUAUUAAUCCCGAUGCUGGAGAAGAUGAUAACCCAUGGGAUGGAUUGACAGAAAAUUCAAUUAUAAAUGCUUUACAAACAAUAGUUAGCAAUAAAAGUUAUCCAUUAUUAAUAUGUUGUGGUAUGGGUAGACAUAGAACCGGAACUGUUGUAGGUUGUCUGAGAAGAUUAAUGGGCUGGAAUCUUGCUAGUGUAUCCGAGGAAUAUAGGAGAUUCACAGGUAGCAGGGGCGGUAGAAUCUUAGUUGAACUUUUAAUAGAAGCAUUUGAUACAAAAUUAGUUAAAAUUGACGAGGAUAAAGCACCUGUAUGGUUACGACCAAUAACUGAAUGA